UACAAACAUAUUAAAAGUCUAUAUUUACAUAAAAAUACCGAUCAUUUAAAUGUGAGAUUUGUUUGUGAUUUCAAUGAAUGCCACAAAAGUAAUUUGAAUGAACACAUGAAAAGACAUUUGAAUAUAAAAAGCCAUAAAUGUAUUCAUAAUAAUUGUAAUCAACGGUUUGUUACAUCGAGUGAAUUGAAACAACACGCAUUCAAACAGCGCAAGUAUAAUACAGGUAUGGAAAACAUAAGUGUUAGUGAAAGUGUUUUGUGUGAAGCGAUUGAAUGCGAAAAUAAUGAUUAUUUUUCAAUCAAUCAAACAAUUGAUUGCAAUUCAUGUAAAAUCAGUGAUAAAAUGCUAAACAAUUAUCAUAUCAUUACUAAAUCUGAUGAUUAUUUACACUGUUUUUGGCCUAAAUGUCAAUAUAAAACAACUAAUAAACAUUGUAUUAAUUCACAUCAAUUAAUUCAUUCAAAAAUAAAACAAUUUAAAUGUGAUUUUAAUAACUGUAAUAAGGUUUUCGCACACCGAGCUGGAUUAAUUCGACACAAUAAUGUCAGUCAUUUUAAUGUGAAAUUUAUUUGUGAUUUCAAUGAAUGCCACAAAAGUUUUACAACAAAACAGUAUUUAAUUCGACACAAAAGUUGUGUUCAUUUAAAUGAAAGUAAAUUCAAAUGUAAUGAAGAAAAUUGUGGCAAAAGUUUUGGUUUGAAAUCAAAUCUAAUUCGACACAAACGCAUACAUUCGGUAUUAAAAUCAUUUGUUUGUCAUUUUAAUGAUUGUGACAAAAGGUUUGCCCAGAAAUCUGAAUUAAUAUUACAUACGAAAAGACAUCUGAAUAUAAAACUUCAUAAAUGUAUUCAUAAUAACUGUAAUCAACGCUUUGUUACAAAACAGGAAUUACAGAAUCAUUAUUUGAAAAUACAUAAA
Molecule: messenger RNA, 918 nt
Organism: Medioppia subpectinata
Lineage: Eukaryota; Metazoa; Arthropoda; Arachnida; Sarcoptiformes; Oppiidae
Source: the annotation of a GenBank genome assembly